This is a messenger RNA of Olea europaea var. sylvestris, 567 nucleotides long. RefSeq names its product 3-hydroxyisobutyryl-CoA hydrolase 1-like. The transcript has 5 exons. The record is from RefSeq and is a predicted model, not a curated record. Lineage: Eukaryota; Viridiplantae; Streptophyta; Magnoliopsida; Lamiales; Oleaceae. The coding region runs from base 185 to 505 and encodes 106 amino acids. Gene Ontology annotation, molecular function: 3-hydroxyisobutyryl-CoA hydrolase activity. Gene Ontology annotation, biological process: L-valine catabolic process.
AACCGUAUACCGUCGUGUAAUACUCUGGCGAUUGCAAACUUCUUACUUUUUUACACAGCAGCAACGUCUUCAUUCUUCAAUUUUUGCUUUUCAUUCUAUUUUCACUGGGGUUUUUUUGGUUUUGUUUUGUUUUAGUUUUAUCUAUACAGGUUGCCAGUAUCCGAAGCGCAGGGAAGCGAGGACCAUGGCUUCAAAUCCUUAUAGCUUUGGGGAAACCGAUCAGGUUUUAGUGGAAGAGAAAUCCUCUGCAAGAAUCUUCACUUUAAACAGGCCUAAACAACUAAAUGCUGUUUCUUUUCAAAUGGUAUCUCGGCUGCUGGAUCUUUUUCUUGCUUGUGAGGAGGACCCUUCUGUCAAAUUGAUAAUUCUGAAGGGAAAAGGAAGAGCUUUCUCUGCUGGAGGUGAUGUUACAGCCGUUGUUCGUGAUAUUACUCAAGUUGGUAUCUUAACAAAUUGGUAUCAGAGCACCGAUUCUGUGGCAAAUGGAAACAAAAUCCAGCAAUGAAUGGGAGGAAAAAUGGAGCUCGUUAAUGAGUCAAUUUGACCGCUUGAUGUUGCAAUAGGAAG